Nematolebias whitei (Rio pearlfish) is the source of this 1057-nucleotide messenger RNA. It is a transcript of the gene mrpl19, whose product is annotated as mitochondrial ribosomal protein L19. The record is from RefSeq and is a predicted model, not a curated record. NCBI's taxonomy places the organism in Eukaryota, Metazoa, Chordata, Actinopteri, Cyprinodontiformes, Rivulidae. The coding region runs from base 22 to 864 and encodes 280 amino acids. Gene Ontology annotation, cellular component: mitochondrial large ribosomal subunit; ribosome. The transcript has 6 exons. Gene Ontology annotation, biological process: translation. Gene Ontology annotation, molecular function: structural constituent of ribosome.
UGUGAUAACAGAAGGUCAAUCAUGGCGGCUUGCGUUAAGGGUUUCGAAAAGUUUAACCUUUCGCUUAGGUUAUGUCGAAGUUUUAUGUUCCAGAAUGAACGGUUCUUGUCGACGUCUGUGCGUCUUCACGGGGACAGUGAGCCUCCAAAAUUUGUCCCUCCAUCCAAACCCGUCAUUUUAGAUAAGACGCAAACUGCGGAGUCUCAGCGAAAGUUUCUAAGCCCAGAGUUCAUUCCACCCAGACAGAGGACAGAUCCUUUUAAGUUUUAUAUGGAGAGGAAAGACAUGAUCCGCAGGAGGAAAGUCCUCAACAUCCCUGAAUUCUACGUGGGAAGUAUCCUUGCAGUGACGAUGGCUGAUCGCAACGCUAGUGGGAAAAAAAAUCGCUUUGUUGGCAUCUGUAUCCAGAGGGGUGGGAAAGGACUGGGGGCCACGUUCAUCCUGAGAAACAUCUUGAAUGGUCAAGGUGUGGAGAUCUGCUUUGAGCUGUACAACCCUCACGUACAGAAUAUUGAAGUGCUGAAGCUGGAGAAAAGGCUGGAUGACAAUCUGAUGUAUCUAAGAGAUGCUCUGCCUGAGUACAGCACCGUGGACCCAGAAAUGAAGCCUGUGCCCAUCUCCCUUUCUGGAGAGGUGCCUGUGAACAAGUGUAAAGUCCUAAUGCGCCCCAAGCCAUGGUCCAAAAACUGGGAAUGGACCAAGUUCAACAUUCAGGGCGCCCACUUCAACCUGACGCCUAGACAGAAGGAGAAAGUUGAAAAGUUAGCGCAGCCUUGGCUCGAGUACGACAUGCUGAAGGAGUACGACACGACCCAACUGGAGGAGGACAUCCACAAGGAAGUCCAGGAGGAGAUGAGCAAGUGAAGAGCUCCUUCAUGACAGACUUAAAUGUUAACGGAGGAACGUCUGGAACAUUUUGUGUGGAUGUGUGACAGCAGACAUGUUAAAGCGCAGUGGUUGACUGCAGCCGCAGUACGAAGCAGAGUGGAUGUUUCUUUUGUCCAUAACCUUCUUGUCUCUGUGAUCAGUUUGCUGGGAGCUUUUUCAGUCACUGAUG